Molecule: messenger RNA, 6355 nt
Organism: Dromiciops gliroides (monito del monte)
Lineage: Eukaryota; Metazoa; Chordata; Mammalia; Microbiotheria; Microbiotheriidae
Gene: BCL9
Product: BCL9 transcription coactivator
Exons: 10
Coding region: 771-5051 (1426 amino acids)
Biological process (GO): positive regulation of transcription by RNA polymerase II; canonical Wnt signaling pathway
Cellular component (GO): beta-catenin-TCF complex
Molecular function (GO): beta-catenin binding; transcription coactivator activity
Source: RefSeq, a predicted model, not a curated record
UUGUUUGUGGCUUGUCAGCAAUUGCUUGAGACAAGCUUCCAUGUGUGAAAGCUACUUGGCAUGAAUGCCUGGGCUGUACCAAGUGUCACAGCAGCGAGAGGGGGAGUCAGAAGAAAAACAGAUCAGACCAGAGCAGACAAUAGGCCCCUAAAGUGUUCCCCCUAAGUUGCUUUGAUGUUGUCCUAGUGUCUUGAUACCAGGAGGCCAGGGAUUGCAGGAAAAGGGUCUUUUUUUGUCUCCAUUCACUUUCCCCCCUCAAUUUCUGAAAUGAUUCUCCAGAAUUUCUCCUCAUAAAAAAAAGUUCUGGCCUGUUGACUUUAAAGUGUGACUAGCUGGUGUAUUUCUAAUUUGACUUGCCUGGCCUCCUCGAAGGAAGUCCAGAUCAUCCCUGGAAAGAUCUACAGUGUUCCAAUGUGGAGGAGCAAGAAGCAGGCUGAAAGCCUUUGAAGGUAUGAGCAUCUUUUGAGGAAAGAAGUCGGGCUCUCGUCUCCAGGAUGAGCACUGCUGUAUCGUGACCCCAGGGGUUCGGUGGGCCCCGGAGAUGCGAGAUCUUCCCUUGGCAGCAGGAAGCUCACACCUAGAGAAUGCUGGAGCUGCAGGGGGAAAGGGCCCACUACCACAGCAGAGAAAAGCCAAAAGGAAAAAGGCCUAGGGACAGACAGCGCUGAGGGGCGCCCCCCGCAGCUCCAACUGCCUCCCCCUGCCCCCUUCCCUAGAGGAGCCUGGCCAGCCGGUCCCCGUCUGUGAAUACAAGCUCAGGAUUUCAAUCAAUGCAUUCCAGUAACCCUAAAGUGAGGAAUUCUCCAUCAGGAAACACGCAGAGUAGCCCCAAAUCUAAGCAGGAGGUGAUGGUCCGUCCCCCCACAGUGAUGUCCCCAUCUGGAAACCCCCAGCUGGAUUCCAAAUUCUCCAAUCCGGGUAAACAGGGGGGCUCAGCCAGCCAGUCCCAGCCAUCCCCCUGUGAUUCCAAGAGUGGGGGCCACCCCCCCAAAGCACUCCCUGGCCCAGGUGGGAGCAUGGGGCUGAAGAACGGGGCUGGAAAUGGCGCCAAGGGAAAGGGGAGAAGGGAGAGAAGCAUUUCAGCAGACUCCUUUGAUCCGAGGGACGCUGGGACACCAAACGAUGAUUCUGAAAUCAAAGAGUGUAAUUCUGCGGAUCAUAUCAAGCCCCAGGAUUCCCAGCAUCCCGCACACUCCAUGACUCCUUCAAAUGCCUCAGCCCCAAGGUCUUCCACCCCCUCCCAUGGCCAGACGGCUGCGCCGGAGCCAGCUGCUGCCCAGAAGACGCCAUCCAAAGUGGUUUAUGUAUUUUCUACCGAAAUGGCCAAUAAGGCUGCCGAAGCUGUGCUCAAGGGCCAAGCUGAGACGAUCGUCUCCUUCCACAUCCAGAACAUCUCAAACAGCAAGACUGAGAGAAGUGCCGCCCCUCCGAACACCCAGAUCUCCACCCUUCGGAAUGAUCCCAAGUCUCUACCGCAGCAGCCUCCAGCUUCAGCCACCCAGGACCAGAAUUCUUCCCAGAACACCAAACUACAACUAACUCCACCCAUUCCGGCACCAGCACCCAAGUCUGCCGCUCCUCCCUGUCCCCUGGAUCAGGACAGUCCCGGAGUGGAAAACAAACUGAUCUCUUCUGCGGGAAGCCCAGCCAAUUCCACGCCGCUGCCCGCCGAAGGUUCUGGGCCAAACUCUACCCCCAACAACCGAGCGAUCACGCCUGUUUCCCAAGGGAGUAGUAGCUCCACCACGGAGCCCAAAGGUCCCCUCCCUCCCCCAGUGUCCAGUGGGGAGCCGCCUGCUCUGGGAGAGAACCCCGACGGGCUGUCCCAGGAGCAGCUGGAGCAUCGCGAGCGCUCCCUGCAGACGCUUCGAGACAUCCAGCGCAUGCUCUUUCCCGACGAGAAGGAGUUUUCGGGGGCACAGACUGGCGGACCCCCGCAGAGCUCGGGCAUGCUGGAUGGACCGCAGAAGAAGCCGGAGGGUCCCAUCCAGGCCAUGAUGGCCCAGUCCCAGAGCCUGGGCAAAGGGCCUGGACCUAGGACCGAUGUGGGAGCUCCCUUUGGCCCUCAGGGACACAGAGAGGUGCCCUUUUCACCCGAGGAGAUGGUCCCACCCCCCAUGAACUCCCAGCCGGGGCCCAUGGGCCCCGACCACCUGGAUCACAUGACUCCUGAGCAGAUGGCGUGGCUGAAGCUGCAGCAGGAGUUCUAUGAGGAGAAGAGGAGGAAGCAGGAGCAGGUGGCUGUGCAGCAGUGCUCCUUGCAGGACAUGAUGGUCCAUCAGCACGGGCCCCGAGGAGUGGUCCGGGGCCCUCCCCCGCCCUACCAGAUGGCCUCCAGUGAAGGCUGGGGGCCUGCGGGGCCGGAGCCUUUUGCCGAUGGUAUAAACAUGCCUCAUUCCCUGCCCCCAAGGGGCGUGGCUCCUCCCCCCAACAUGCCGGGAAGUCAGAUGCGUCUUCCAGGAUUUGCAGGAAUGAUAAACUCUGAAAUGGAGGGGCCAAGUGUCCCCAACCCUGCAUCCAGACCGGGUCUUUCUGGAGUCAGCUGGCCGGAUGAUGUGCCAAAAAUUCCGGAUGGACGCAAUUUCCCUCCAGGCCAGGGAGUCUUCAGUGGCCCUGGCCGAGGGGAGCGCUUCCCAAACCCUCCAAGUUUGUCUGACGAGAUGUUUCCACAGCAGCUGGCAGAGAAGCAGCUGGGCCUCCCCCCUGGGAUGAGCAUAGAAGGUAUCAGACCCAACAUGGAGAUGAGCAGGAUGAUCCCAGCGUCCCAGCGGCACAUGGAGCCUGGGAGCAAUCCCCUUUUCCCUCGCAUACCAGUAGAGGGGCCCCUGAGCCCUUCCAGGGCCGACUUCCCAAAAGGAAUGCCCCCACAGAUUGGCCCGGGCCGGGACCUUGAGUUUGGGAUGGUUCCCAGUGGCAUGAAGGGGGAUGUCAACCUGAACGUCAACAUGGGCUCCAACCCUCAGAUGAUACCUCAGAAAAUGAGGGAGGCUGGGGUGGGGCCUGAGGAAAUGCUGAAACUACGGCCAGGUGGCUCCGAGAUGCUCCCCUCCCAACAAAAGAUGGUACCCCUGCCAUUUGGUGAUCACCCCCAGCAGGAGUAUGGCAUGGGCCCCAGGCCUUUCCUUCCCAUGUCUCAGGGUCCGGGCGGCAACAGCGGUCUUCGGAAUCUCAGAGACCCAGUUGGGCCUGACCAAAGGACUAACAGCCGGCUCAGCCACAUGCCACCACUACCUCUCAACCCAUCCAGUAACCCUGCCAGCCUCAACACUGCUCCCCCUGUUCAGCGCAGUCUGGGACGUAAGCCCUUGGAUAUCUCUGUCGCCGCUAGCCAGGUGCAUUCUCCAGGCAUUAAUCCUCUCAAGUCUCCCACGAUGCGCCAGGUCCAGUCACCGAUGCUGGGCUCACCCUCGGGGAACCUCAAGUCGCCCCAGACUCCAUCACAGCUGGCGGGCAUGCUGGCAGGUCCGGCUGCUGCUGCUUCCAUUAAGUCCCCUCCUGUCUUGGGGUCUGCUGCUGCUUCACCUGUUCACCUCAAGUCUCCAUCACUUCCUGCCCCUUCACCUGGAUGGACCUCCUCUCCAAAACCUCCACUGCAGAGUCCCGGGAUCCCUCCAAACCAUAAAACGUCUCUCACAAUGGCUUCCCCAGCCAUGAUGGGAAAUGUAGAGUCAGGUGGUCCACCGCCUCCUACUGCUGGCCAGUCUGCUUCUGUGAAUAUCCCCGGAAGUCUUCCCUCUAGCACCCCUUACACAAUGCCUCCAGAACCUACCCUUUCCCAGAAUCCUCUCUCCAUCAUGAUGUCUCGAAUGUCCAAGUUUGCAAUGCCCAGUUCCACCCCACUUUACCAUGAUGCCAUCAAGACUGUGGCCAGUUCGGAUGACGACUCCCCUCCAGCUCGCUCUCCCAAUUUGCCAUCAAUGAAUAACAUGCCAGGAAUGGGCAUUAACCCCCAGAAUCCUCGAAUUUCAGGCCCAAACCCAGGGGUUCCAAUGCCAACCCUCAGCCCGAUGGGAAUGACCCAGCCACUCUCUCACUCUACCCAGAUGCCCUCUCCAAAUGCUAUGGGACCCAGUAUACCUCCUCAUGGGGUUCCCGUGGGGCCCGGUCUGAUGUCACACAAUCCGAUGAUGGGGCACGGGUCCCAAGAGCCCCCCAUGGUACCUCAAGGACGAAUGGGGUUCCCACAGGGGUUCCCUCCAGUACAGUCCCCUCCACAGCAGGUGCCCUUCCCCCACAACGGCCCCAGCGGAGGUCAAGGCAACUUUCCAGGAGGCAUGGGCUUCCCUGGGGAAGGCCCCCUGGGCCGUCCGAGCAACCUGCCCCAAAGCUCCACGGAUCCAGCACUUUGUAAGCCUGGAGGCCCCGGGGGUCCUGACUCCUUCACCGUCCUGGGAAACAACAUGCCUUCAGUCUUCACAGAUCCCGAUCUGCAGGAGGUAAUCCGACCUGGAGCCACUGGAAUACCUGAGUUUGAUCUAUCCCGGAUCAUCCCAUCAGAGAAGCCCAGCCAGACACUGCAGUAUUUUCCUCGAGGGGAAGUCCCAGGCCGCAAACAGCCCCAGGGUCCUGGGCCUGGGUUCUCACACAUGCAGGGGAUGAUAGGCGAACAGGCCCCGAGAAUGGGACUAGCAUUACCUGGCAUGGGGGGCCCGGGCCCUGUGGGAACUCCAGAUCUUCCUCUGGGUACAGCUCCGUCCAUGCCAGGACACAACCCGAUGAGACCACCGGCCUUUCUGCAGCAAGGCAUGAUGGGCCCUCACCAUCGGAUGAUGUCACCAGCACAAUCUGCAAUGCCUGGCCAGCCCACCCUGAUGAGCAACCCUGCGGCUGCUGUCGGCAUGAUUCCUGGCAAGGAUCGAGCCCCUGCUGGACUCUACACCCACCCAGGGCCUGUGGGCUCUCCGGGCAUGAUGAUGUCAAUGCAGGGCAUGAUGGGACCCCAACAGAACAUCAUGAUCCCCCCACAGAUGAGGCCUCGAGGCAUGGCUGCUGACGUGGGCAUGGGUGGAUUCAGCCAAGGACCCGGGAACCCAGGGAACAUGAUGUUCUAAGCUGCUAAGACUGGAUGUGCUGAUCCUUGUCACGAUGAGAUUCCAGGUCCGGAGCUACUUGAAGGGAGCUCCAGGAAGCGCAGUUGGUCACGCAAUAGGAGAACAGAGACCCGAGGGCUGCUUUGGGGGAAAAAAAAAAGAAAAAAAAAACUCGAAUGUAUGAAUUUACCUGAAAACAAAUUAUUCAUUUAAUCAACAGGUGUGUUUUUUUUAAGAUUUAUUUUUUAAAAAUUAUUUUUGUGGACUUGGGUAUCCCAUGAUGGCACCUACUUUUGAGACUCUGUAGCUGUACUUUGAGAAUCGCCAUUUGUCAUGAGUUGCACCAUUCUCUGUAUGUUUACGUCCUUCGGACUGGCUUCUCCCAGGACUCUUGGGUUUUUUUGUUUGUUUGUUUGUUUUAUUUGGGGUUUUAUUUUUUUGUGUACUGUACUAUAUUGUAAAAGGGAAUUUAGCAGAGACUUUAGUCUUUGGGGUGAGAGGAGAAUGGGAAUGAAUGCCAGGCUGUUUACUUUGGGUGGAGAGCCCAUCGCAGACCUUUGGACUGUUUUCUUUCAACUCCAUUGUAUAGAAAAACCAAACUACGACCUCAGAGCAGAGUAUUAAUGAAAAGCACAAAAAAGGAACUAAGUUCAGCAGGGGGUGGGCGGGGGGGAGGGGGCUUUCUUUUAAAGUAACAAAGUUUAGGACAUUUAUUUUUCUUUUCAGCUUGGGUGCUGGUUGGCACCUUCUGCCUCUUCCCUACACACGAUCACAGUCAUCGCCAUCCUCUCCUCUUCCUCGCCUCCCCUCUGUAAAUGUAUUCCCUUCUCAUUGUCUUCUGCCUUCUACCCUCCUCCUUUUCUCUUUGGCAGCUGCAAUACUUGGUGUUCUUUUGGGGGAAAAAUAAUCUAGCAGAGCCUUACCUUUUCCUCCGUGCCUCGAGUUCUCUUGGUGUCAGGAGGGAAAGACUGUCCUUGGGAUGCUCUGGUGUUCUACAAUCUUCUUUAUUCUCUUCUCUGCCUCUCUCUUUCCCAUCCCUCCAUCUCCCUUCUCCCCUUCCACCCCCCCCCCCAGUAUUUUUUCUGUUCUUUGAUUAGGAAUCCCCCAAGCGAUUUUUAUUAACAUGGGAGUGGAACAGAUGCUAAAAGCUAUCCAGGUUUUUAUUUGUGUGUGGGUUUUUUUUUGUUUUGUUUUGUUUUGUUUUUUUGGGUUGUUUUUUUUUUUAAUUUGUGGUUCCUUCCCUUUCCUACCCCCUCCCAAGCGUAAAACGUUCUGUGUAACCUCCAUUAAAUUUGGUACAAAACCACUCGCCAGGGCUGUGGUGU